Messenger RNA from Penicillium concentricum, 2313 nucleotides. RefSeq lists its product as uncharacterized. The coding region runs from base 1 to 2313 and encodes 770 amino acids. The record is from RefSeq and is a predicted model, not a curated record. NCBI's taxonomy places the organism in Eukaryota, Fungi, Ascomycota, Eurotiomycetes, Eurotiales, Aspergillaceae. The transcript has 2 exons.
AUGGAGCCUUUGAACUCGAAUCCUGUUCCAAUAAGCCACGGCCAGUCGAAUGAAAGCAAUGAUCCGACUCCAGCCCCUACAGACAAAGACACCCCUCCACGACAAAGUGCAAAUCAACAACGCCCGUUAGAGCCUAUUCCCCAAAUCCUGCCAUCAGCAACACUGCACCGCUCUGGGUAUAUCCUGUUGCUGGUGCUUCUGUAUAUUUUCCUGGCGGUCUUCUCAUGGGUUGUCACUUGCUACCUUUCCUUUCGUCCUAUCACGACCCAACACUACGACUUUUGGGUUAAGGAUAGCGACAGCCCCAGUGACGAGUUUAAAUAUGGUCAAGGGUCCAGUGGAUGGACGUAUGCAGACGUCAUGGCUUUGUACCAGAGAAACGAACGCUGGUAUCGUGCUUCCCGGGUCAUGCAGUCCAUUGUUAGUGUCAUGACAAUUCCCUUAACCUCGGCUGUCUGCUCCAGCGCCGCAGUCAUCUUUCUUCAGCGCCGACAGCCUAGUGAGGGCCUCAGCCUUAGACAAGCGGUCACACUUGCAGACAAGGGCUGGUCCGAUAUCUUUACAUACAUCAAAACAUUCUCCAGUGGAACAAAUGGAUUGAAGCGGUAUGGAAGCUCGUUCCUUUUUCUAGCCAUGUUCGCGAACCUCCUCGGCUCGGUCAUUUCCCCUCUCCAGCAAAUGUUUCUGUCGACCGAGAUCAUCAAAACCCCGACAUGGCCUACAAAGAUUUGGCAUCUCCUAGACAUCCCGGACCAAUGGGAGUCUUUCCUUCUUCCACAAUCGAGUAUGGUUUUGCUUCUCACACGCGAGGCCCUGGCUACGACAACAUCCACCCAGCGACAAGCUCAGCUUUGGCAAGGUACAAAUGUCUCCUGUGUUAUCAAUGUGACCACUGGAGCCCUCCUGCCCUCAUGUAACCAGGGAGGGGCUACAUUCGGCAAUAUGUCACGACUUGAGAAUCCAUUCUUGGCCGAGCUUCCCAAUGAUUACAAUACUGGUCUCAUUCAGCAAUUUCUGCCUCGCAUCAAUUCCAGCACGCGGUAUGAGAGCAUCUCCGCAGAGGACUAUCCUGAAGAUUGUGACAAAAGAAAAGGCGCAUUUUCUGUCAAUUAUGGGAAAGAGAAUCAUGAUGAGGCUGGUCGUCUUACUGCUUGGGGCCUCGAAGCUUGCAUGCCUGCAAAUGUCAAAAACACGCCUUGGAAUAAUACACGCGAUCGUCAAGACUUCACCGAGGAGCUCUAUUUGAAUGUUACUAUAGUUGGACAGCUCUCUAGCAGGUCGCUCUUUAAGAUCGCCCUCGAGACCACGGCCGGGUAUUUUGAAUUGCCAAACUACAUGAACGGCCAAGUAGCUGGCCCUCUAUUGGAAAAGUGUCCAGAGUUAUCAUACGGUUGUGGAGAACAUUGUGAGCCUGAAGGCACUUCCGGAGACGGCGCCCCGUACAAUAAAGUUCACCGGAUUGACCUCAAGGACUACUACACGUUCGAACAGCUUCCAAACAGAGGGCCACUUUUGACAAUAGCAGUGGCCCUCUUUGGAAAUGGAUCUUCUAUCCAAUCUAGGGUUGCUCAUUCGCAGAACUACACAACCAAUCUAGCUUCCGAUCCAUCCACGAGAAACCCUAUAUCUUCUUCUGGUUGUGCGGACGUACUUCCCUUCGCGUUUUUCUCACUGUCAGAUGAUGGGCCAUCGUACUCCUGUACCCCCAGCCAGGAUGGUGGUACCGAUGACCCCGAAGUUGAUAAUGUGAUAGCCGAAUGGCUUAAUACCCUUUUCGCCAACGAUGCGGACAUUGUAAAGAAUGUUUUUGAUGUCGCUGCAUUCAUUGCCAACCAAGCCUGGAUGGAAAGCAGUAUCGACGAUGAAUCAAAGAACCUGGAGAUAAGCUUUGACAUGGGAAGUGAUACCCAGAUACCAGUCAUCUCCCGAGGAGGCCUUAUUCUGGUUUCGAUUCUUCUAGCUCUGGAAAUUUUCAUUCUUCUUCCACUUGCGGUUUACGCGGCUAUAAUCCCGAGAUGGACCUCAUCCCUGGACUCGUUUACCAUGAUGAGGAUAGGGGCAGCUGUUGCGGAUAAGAUGCCAUUGCUUCUUGGUCGAGAGACAGACAAAGUUGAUGUACUUGAUCAACUUCCAGGGUAUGUCGGUGACCAGUCAGAGGAGAGUGAUGUUAUUGGGAAAUUGGGUCUGGGGGCUCAAACACCCUUGGCUGCUCGACGUAAUAAGCGAUUUGAGAGUUAUGCUGGAGAGAGUGAGCCUCUCAAUGGGCAUCAGUCAAAGGAGUCCCAGGACAGCUUCGAUGCGGCAAGCGGUUAG